Molecule: messenger RNA, 2041 nt
Organism: Monopterus albus (swamp eel)
Lineage: Eukaryota; Metazoa; Chordata; Actinopteri; Synbranchiformes; Synbranchidae
Product: U2 small nuclear ribonucleoprotein A'
Exons: 7
Coding region: 638-1300 (220 amino acids)
Molecular function (GO): protein binding
Source: RefSeq, a predicted model, not a curated record
AUUCACGAAGCCACUUCUGGUGCAUGCUAAGAGUGUCACGUGUCGACGUGUCGAUUGACACAACGCCCCCAGUGUAUGUUGCCUUUUACCGUUUGGGUUCCAUGUCUACAGGCAAAAUCUAAUGAAAAUGCAUUCUGUGGUCUGCUGUGUCGCUGUACUUGAUGGGAAUUUGAAGGCAAAGGGUACAUACAGUCUACAGUGCAUGGACUGCGGUGGUGCUGGUAGGGAGGCGAGGCCAGUUUCUAAAUUACCCUUAAACAACUUUCCUUAAGUACUGUAAAACUAGACUUAAUGUUGACAUGUCUUCAUCAGUUUUAAUCCACUGUCUUUUUUUGAGAAUUCAACAUUAUCUAUGUUGUUUAGAUGUGGGCCACUGGGUCCUGCAAACCACAAGGCUAAGAGGCAAUGUGAUUAUCACUAUCAUGUGAUCUACCACUGGGGUAUGAAAGAGGGCAUUAUAUAAGCUGUAAGCAGUUCUCAGAGGUUUUCAUGCACUGAGAAAAUACAAGGGAUUCUCUUCUGCUUGAAUUUAGCACACAGGGUCUGUGAGCAGCUUCCCAGAGUACUGUCUUCACAGUGAGCUUCAGAAGUACAAGUGGAGAGGAACUGAAGGGCUUACUGUGCUUGAGUUGUUGCCAUGGAUCAUCAUACUUCAGGCCAACACAAUCAAUGCAGUCAUGCCUUGAGUUUUCAGUGGCUUUCUUUUGCUUACCAGAGCUUGACAGAAAUCCCUUAUGAAACCAUACUAACACAGAAAGACACCCUGGAGGUACUGGAUCUGAGUUACAAUCUGCUGGAUGAGAACCCGGCACUGCUGGGUCAGCUGGAAAGGCUCAGCACUCUGAUUAUGGACUGCAACAACUACACGUCUCAUGUCAAGUUCCCCUAUAUGCCCAGUGUCACCACAGUGUGCAUCAACAAGAACAAGAUCAACAAUCUGCCUGUGUUUGUGGAAGAAAUCCGACAAAAGUUCCCAAACAUCAAGAUCCUCAGUAUGAUGAACAAUGAGGCAGCACCUAGCUAUUUCAAUGGAGGAAGUCUGACCCAGUACAAAGACUAUAGACAAUAUGUCAUCAGUCAGAUUCCAGGUCUGGAGAUUCUGGAUGACACUGAGGUUAUGGAGAAGGAGCGAGCCCAGGCUAGAAAAACCUAUGGACUGCAGCAGAGCAGUCACGGCAUCAGAAAGAGGAAGGAGGCUUCAUCCAGGAAACACACACAUGAAGCAAACGGCAAAUACUGUCCUAGAGCAAUAGCUCCUGGGGAUUCCAAUGGCUUCAUCUUCCACCUCACAAGCCUUUAGCGAACAUUCAGCACCCCGCUACCUGUCAGUAACUUUAGUGACUGAUGUGAUCACACACAAUCUCUCCUGGAAUCCUCACUCCUAACAUUCAGGCAGAGGAAGGCAGCCUUCCAGCACCAACCAUACGAGCAAGCAAAAAUUAAGAGAAAAAAAAUGUCAUAGAGUCAUUAAAUUAAAAAGUGAGAAGACGUUCACUCUUUGUAGGGCUUGAGGAAAAAAUAUCUAAAGGCAGAAUUUUCUCCUCUUAUAAAACAUGACCAGUCAAAUGACUGACUUAUUGCAUAUUUGUUGGGGCUGUGAUAAAUGUUUGUCUUGCUUUCACAUGAAGACUAGCUCAAGGCUCCUUAAGUUCAAACAAAGGGCUUUUCACAAUGCUAGUAGGUCCAAGUGAUGAAGACUGAAACAGCUUUGGAAAGUAUACAUCAGGAUAUCCUAACAGGGACCUAAAGGUACUCAAAGGGGCUCUGACAAUGCUUGUCAUGGUUAUUUAUAUAUAUAGGCUAUAGAGCCACGCCUGUAGAUAGUUAUUAUGACAUAAUGGACAUUCUAAACCACUGGGUAGACUUACAUUAUUGCCUACAGGAAUACUCACCUUUAGCACUGGACAUAUUUGAACUGAAACAUUCAGGAGGAAGGACUUGAUUACUUUCUGAUCCAGCUGGAAUCAUUUCAAUAAAAGGAAUUUAUGAUACUGUACAUACUGCAUUCUACCAUACCAGACAGGACCCCAGGUGCAGGCUG